GCGUCAUAAAUACGUCAAUAAACUCUCAUUCACUGACGACCAGGUACCACGAUAGCCGCCAUAUUCGCAUCCAUGGCAGGGUAGCGGUGCUAUCGGCGAGCGUAUGGUCCAGUCAUCAACAUCGGCUAAUCCCCGCACCGGCCCCCCGAUCCCACACUGAUAGCGGGCGGCGGCCACGCAACUUGUGUCUGAUCAUCACAGCAGAAUAGCCGGACUUCCACUGACGGGAAGACAUGCAACGUGGAGCGGAGGUUUAGGUUGACUACGAUGCCGUAGAUUUAGACAGGAAUCCUGGCACAAGAUGGAGGUAAACAGCGUAAGUAGUGAGGUGAGUUGAUAAAUGUGCGUGUCGCGUUAUUAUUCAGGUGUGUUGUUGUGGUUUUAUCUGUCCCGUUAACUUAGCCUGUCUUAAAAAGCUGCGUGGUGCUUAAAUUCGCGUCACGACCCGCAGCGCACCGUGAUGCAUGCUAACCCGCUAGCUCAUGCUAACAGCUGGUUAGAUGUUUAUUUUUGUUGCACAGCCCGGGUUUACGAGUUUUUAAGCCUUUCAUCCGACAUUUCCCCUCCGCUUAUUGUUCCACGUAGCGGGCAAAAAAUUCCUCCACAGAAACACGACCUCACCCUAGCCUUUGUUGUUAUUUACACUUCUCAAGUGGAGUUUGCCUCAUAGCUAGCUUAGCGCAUGUAGCAUUAGCGUGUAGCUCGCCUGCUAGCUGACAGAUGCAGGUUUGCAACUUGGACACAAGUUUUUCCUCCACUUUCACCGCUUCAAAGACUUACAGUUUAUCCUAAGUGUUUAUUUUGUCGGCAGCAUUGUAAUAUGUCCAAAGUGAAACUCUCAGGGUAUUACUCGCUCGGACCCGGGGAUGGCUUGUCAGUGGCACAAGUGAACUAGUGAUGUAGUUCACAGAUAUAUCUUGUGUUUUCUGGGCUAUACAGUGAUUAAUAAUAUACUUGAAUAAGAUUACAGGAGCUCCGAUAAUCAAUUAUCUGCAUUAGCAUCAUAAAGUUGUCAGCCGCAUGAUUAUAAUGACGUUUCAACCUUGUAUAAAUGACAAACACACUUAAAGUCAGUUUUGGGUUGAAAAUAGUGAAACAAUUUAAAGGUGUAGAAAAUACUGUACUGUUUUAACUGUGAAAUAGUUUGCCUGUGUUUGGCCUCCUUAUGGCAUGUUUUUCGUGUGCAGCUACCCCAAACUGACAUCUUAAACCUCCACAUCUCUGGGAUUCUUUGGAGUCUUUCACACCUACAGUACAAACUGUCUGUCUAACCGAGGAAACCAAUGACUGUAUAUACAGUUCAUGGUGGAGAGGGAGAAAAAGAAAACCUUUGCAACACACACUUGUCACCAAGCCUGCUUUUUUUUUGUAAAAGUAAACUCCUGUGAUCAGUUCGAGGGCAUAUGCCAAGCUGUUGCAGCACCAAGUGUAAUGUAGGUUACAUGGAAAUAUUGAAUAAUUGAUGAAUUUAUAUGCCCCAAAUACUUGUGCUUUAGAAAGUUUUUCAUAUUUCUGCUCCAAAGAACCACUUUGAACAACUGCACACUUGAUUCUGCCUUCUUGUAAACUGCCAAUAGAACUUAAAUAAGGUGUAGGAGCACAAUGAAGGACAGCCACUUGAACAGGGCUAGUGGGUAUACUUGACGUUAACCUGAUCUUGUGUUAGUUUCUAACUAUGAGGGUGAUCUUUUAUGUCCGUUCGAGAGAUUGUGAAGUGAUAUUAUACAUGACUGUCAGACAUCUUUUUAAAUGGCUGAAAAAGACUUGCCUAGUUGCGCUGCAAGUGUAGGCUGCACUCUGUUACAAGCUGAGAUGAGCCACAGCAAAGGUGGGAGUGAAAAUGUAUGUGUGAAUUAUGACACAAGCACUGCCCUGGCUUCAGCAAGCUCGGAUGUUCGACUUCAGAGAUGCAGCAGAGCUUGCAUUUUGACAUAAAAUGUUGUUAGAUAUUUCCUUGAAGUGUAAAUCUGAACUGAUUUAAGUGUUUAUGUUGUUUAUGUUAUUCCUAAGUGCUAAGAUAUCAGGAAGGUGUUUGCUGGCCUCAGUUCUGAGGAUGUAUGUGAGUGUAUGUUGGUGGCUCCACCCACUGAGUGGGUUUGCGUAGCGCUAUGACUCAUCCCCCCUCUUCAGAGGCUUGAUGGAAUUCAACACACAAACACACUGGACUGAAUACAUCAUGCAGGCAGAGCUUCAGCACAGAACUGAAAUAUGUAGACCUGGAUAAUGUUAUUGCGGUCAGUUUCUUUUGUUUGUCUAAUUUACUUGCAGAUGCUGCAGCAUCCGUUAUCAUUGCUGACAAAGAAUAGGCUAUUAAAUAUUCGAAAGUGAGGCAUAGAAUUGGCUCUUUAAUGCAACUCUGUCUGAGGAAGGCUUGUUUUUUUUUUCUGUUCGAGCUUUUUGUUUUUAAGUGUCUUGUCAUCAUCAUCACCCUGAAGUCCUUAGUGAGCUAGACUGUCCUCAGGAGGCCGAAUGCUGACAGCAGCUCCAGCAAACAUCAGCCUCUCAGAGCCAGUCAGACAUGUUGUUUUUGCCCUGGCCAGGGAUUAAGCUAGAAUGCUAAUAAUGAGGGGCUUUAGAUGUACAGGAUGAGAGCUGGACAGCUGGACAGGCUUAAAGUAUGGACCCCAUACUGUUUGACAACAAAUAGACCUGCAGUUUGGAGAGUGAAACGGCACAGUUAUUGCAUGUGACUCAUUGAUUUCAUCUGUUGAAUCUUCCAUCAUACAUGUGGGCGUGCUGCAGCUGCAGUCACACUCUUGCUCAGCUGAAAGCAGAGCUGAACAAGCUUUGUAAAAGUCUUUGCUGUUUGCGACUCUCCUGAUGUUAUUUGUUUGUUUGCUGUAGGUCAAUGGGCAUCAGAUCAUGGACGAGCCUAUGGAGGAGGGAGAGUGUUUCUCACAUUGUGUAAGUAAUAGUGGGCCGGUGGUCUCCUCAGAGCAAGUGUGUGUAAGCCUGACAUACCUGCAGCAGUGUCAUUAACUGUCUCAUGCUGUUGCUGUUUGUGUAGGAUGAAGGGACCUACAAGGAGAUUCCCAUCACUCACCACGUGAAAGAAGGCUGUGAGAAAGCAGAUCCAUCUCAGUUUGAACUGCUGAAAGUCCUCGGUCAGGGCUCGUUUGGCAAGGUGAGGAAACAGCAGUCAAAUGUUGCUAUCAGUGCAAUUGUAGGCAGAUGUUCUUUUUCCAAAUGUCUCGUCGUGUUUUCUCUCAGGUAUUUCUUGUCAGGAAGAUCGUGGGUCCAGAUGCUGGUCAGUUAUAUGCAAUGAAAGUUUUAAAAAAGGCAUCAUUGAAAGGUAACGCAACUUAGAUAUCAAUUCAUGUUCCAAACAAAAAUGUCAAACAAAGCUCCCAGUAUGUCCUGUACUGAGGGUUGAAUUUCCUCGUCUCAUCAUCUCCUCCUGUUUGGUCUCUCCAGUCAGGGACAGAGUUCGCACUAAAAUGGAAAGAGACAUUUUAGUGGAAGUCAAUCAUCCCUUCAUAGUGAAGUUGCACUACGGUAAGAAAACUUAUUUGGAUAUUGACAGCAAUAUAGAGACAUGCAAUUAUGCAGCUCACAUCUACGCUUUCUAUGACUAAACUGCUUACAUUCUCUACAUAACUGGUCAAGAUAUUGUGAAUGUUCUUUCACAGUUAUUGAAGCUCUAUUUUUAAGGUCAAAUGUCAACAAUGCACAAAAAUGAGAUGAGAUAUUCCAUUAUCGGUCCCACAGGGGGAAAUUCCAAGAUUACAGCAGCAUAAAUACAAAUACAAAGGAGAAGUUAAAGGAUAGAGAAUCUUAGAGUAAAAAAAAAGAUAUAUUUUUUUAUUUAUUUAUUUUUUGGGGGGAUUGAUGUUGCUCCUGGGACAAGGGUGGGGGCAAUGGGUAUGGAUGUAAUGAGAUAAAGCAAAAAGAAAGAAAUAAAAAAGUUGAUCACAAAAAAAAGAUAUAUACUUGAGUUUUCUUUACUAUAUACAUGUGUACAGUAUAUACAUAUAAAUAUGGUUUAUUACUGAUUAAAAACAGGUCUUCAAGAUCACUUCAGUAUUGUUGUUAAUUUCAGGUUGCUAGUAAAUCACUACAUAUGUGGCUGUAUUUGCUAAUGUAAACCUUUGUUGUUCAAACACUGGAGUUUCUCCAUCUAACCAGCAUACAGAUGGCUGAAAAAUCACACAAUGUGCUUUUUUUCUUCUCGCCCAGCCUUUCAGACAGAAGGGAAACUGUAUUUAAUACUGGACUUUCUCAGGGGAGGGGAUGUAUUCACUCGCUUAUCCAAAGAGGUAAGCUGAUGUCAUUUUGCUUUUCACAUUUCACUCCACUUAAAGCAUUUUUGCAUCUUUUUAGACUCUAGCGUGUCCUUUUUUUUACUUGCAAACAUAAUGUAAUUUUAAACUCCCUUAUGUUUUAAACAUACUCGGAAAAUCCAAAUUACACUUGCCAUUAUGUUCUCUUAACAACCUGUCUGAAUUUUUUGGGUGACAACUACUAAUAGAACAGGUGGAAAUAAAGUAUGCAAACACUUUUUUUUUUUUUCCUUUUAUACGAGCAAGAGUAUCAUUAGCCGUCUACUCUGUAAGCUCUUCAUUUAAAUAAUGACUUGAAUUCCUCCUGGAAAUGUGAAAGCUUCUCUUGGAAUCAAUAUUCUCUUUUUAGAUCGUCAGUGCCUUGUCAGAUAGAGGCUCUGAUCAGCUCUUUUCAAAUGCUUUCAGGGAAUUCAACAAUGUGUGAUUGUUCUCUGCAUAGACCUUGUGUUGAAAGCAUGUCUCAGAACCAAAGCGAUAGCUGCUGGCAAUGUCAAAUCAACAGCUUGCUGAAUCAUAUAACCUAUUUGAAAUGUUGAUUUUGUGUCAGUAAUAAUACUCUGUUUUCUCUUUUGUGGUGGAGCUCAAUGUUGAAGUGUUAUUUUUGCUUUUUCUGCUGAAUUUCUCUCCUUUUCUGAGUUCAGAGAGUAAAUUUGUCCAGUUCUUAUCAGGUUAUGUUUACAGAGGAAGAUGUGAAAUUCUACCUUGCAGAGCUGGCCCUGGCCCUCGACCAUCUGCACAACCUGGGCAUAGUUUACAGAGAUCUCAAGCCAGAGAAGUACGAAUCCUAGACCUUUACUUUCACUUUGACCCUUUACCCUCUGACCCACAAAGAACUUACACAAAGCUCAAAAGUUAGCCUAUUUCUCUCCAAUUCAUCUGAAAUAUAUAAUCCAUAUAUUUUCAAUUUCACACUAAAACAUUAUUUUAUUAAUAAAUUAGUCACUCUUAACCUGCUCACUUUACUAACCUCUUCUCUUUUUGAUCAAAAUAUGGUAUUUAAUGACCAGUGCAGUUACCUUAGUCAGACAUCUGUAGUUCUCUUUAAAGCAUUAAAAUCAAACUAUGCUGAGAGGAAAUUUGUAAGACAACACACUGUAUGCAAAGAAAAAGGAGGUACAGAGAUUUGAUAUCAGAAUUGUGAGGUUGGUUGACAAGAUUUUAUGCUUUUAGUUUUUCUCAAAACAAAAAUACAUAAAUUGUUGAUUGUCAUGAAAAUCCAGUUUAAGGUAAAAGACACAUUUUUAAUAAACUGAAAAGUGUAGCACUAUCCACUUUUAAAUGUUGGAGUGUUUUUCUGUACUUGACACUGACCUUACUAUAAAAUGGAUUGACUCUUACCGUUAUUUCACUUUUCAGUAAAAUCGAGGUUCAUCUCAUGAUACUUUUUUUUCCCUCUUUCAGUAUCUUACUUGAUGAAGCUGGGCACAUUAAGUUAACAGGUAUGAUUUUGUUGAAUUACAUAUAAAUGUUUGACUCGUCUGUUUAAAAUGGUUGAAAAUAGUUUUUAAUUUGAGGGAUGAAAUAAAUAUUCUAACCCAGCCAUCCUCUGCUCUGUAUUUCUGUCUUGUAGACUUUGGCUUGAGUAAAGAGUCUGUAGAUGCUGAUAAGAAGGCUUAUUCCUUCUGUGGUACGGUGGAGUAUAUGGCCCCUGAGGUGGUCAACAGGAGAGGACACACACAGAGUGCGGACUGGUGGUCUCUGGGAGUACUUAUGGUAAAAAAAAAAGCCUGUGAUAUCCACUCAAUCACUCAUCAUUUGUGCUUUAUAGAAACAGAAAAUAUUGUGUAUUAUGUUUCAUGUCUUUCAUCGUGUGUUUGCAGUUUGAGAUGCUAACGGGGACGUUACCAUUCCAAGGGAAAGACCGAAAUGAAACUAUGAACAUGAUUCUCAAGUGAGUCACACCAUAUUUCAUCUCUAUUACUGUAGUUUUAAUUUAAAAAUCAAAACCACAUGUCAGAAAAACAAGUUUUUAAAUCACCAUUUUUUCCAUGUUUUUCUUCAUCGAUUGAAUAUUGGCUGUUCUAUCAAACACAGAAACAGUCACCAGAAUAUAAAUGUGUUGCUGAUUUGGAGGUAGUUUUGGCCUCCAGAGGAAAACGAUAUGCUGGAACUCUUAAGCAGUGAAUAUCCCACAUUUUGUUGAGAACAUCCCUAAUUUUUUCAGUUCUUUUUUAUUUUUUUUUAUUUUUUAUGAACUGUAGUCAUGCCUGGAUUCGGCCUCUAAACAUUUUUGGAUUGCUCUAGGUCAAGUUCUUGUCCAAAUGGUCCAAAACCAGACUGACCUUGAGCAUUAUUUUGUACACAUCACAGUGAAGCAGAAACUUGUUCCUAUUCAAUUUUCCUCUGAUUCAUUGAUACAAAUAACAAGUUAGAGGGAAAAAAUCCUUCAAAAUAAGCUCGAUUUGCUAAGGAGAUUUGUCCAGCCUGACAGAAUGAAAGUUUAUCCAAUAGCAGAGACCAUCUUCUGACCAUCUGACUUUACAGAAUAAAGCUUUUGUGUCUGUGAUCUUAAACUCUUCAACAGUUCACUGUAACUUUUUGUCUCUGUUCACCUCUCACUCUGCUCUUCUCUGCCCCUCAGAGCUAAGUUGGGAAUGCCUCAGUUCCUCAGUUUGGAGGCCCAGAGUUUGCUGAGAAUGCUGUUUAAACGUAAUCCUGCUAACAGGCUAGGUAAGGUGUAUCAGUGGAUCUGAUAGAAUAAUGGACAACAAGGUGUGUUGAACCUCGCCAAGGGGUCGCUUGCUAAGCUUUUUGGUAUCCACUUAAAUCACGAGCUUAAAACCACAGAGGGAAAAAUGAGAGAGCAUGUUGUCGCUUUGAAAACAAUGUAACCAAACGUGCCAGGUUGACUGAACCAGGGUGAUCUGUGUCUUUAGGUGCCGGGCCUGAUGGAGUGGAGGAGAUCAAACGCCACGCGUUCUUUUCCACCAUCGACUGGAAUGUGAGCUCAUACACACGCACACACACACACACACACACACACACACGCCUCCAUCUCUCAUAGAGCCCCACAUACACACUCAUAUAACUCUGCAGCUUCUGUUAAGGAUUCACACCUACCAAACGGUUGGCUUGGUGACUACCGGCCAUCAGUCCACGCCAACUAUGUUUGUGUGUGUGUGUGUUUGUGUCUGGGCAGAGGGCCAGUUCUCACUGUGUGUGCACUAAUAGCCCUGUGUGAGUGUUUAACAGCCAGCAUGAUGCUAUUGGCUGGACUGGGCUAUAGAGGGAUGGGAAGGGGUUCAUCUGGGAGGGGUCUUGGCUUCUCUUUCACAUAUGCUCACACAAUCCAAGCAGCCUGCAGUAGAGUUUAAUCUCUAACAUGUACGUGUGUCUUCCUGCACGUGUGCACCUGUGUGUCCCUCAGAAACUGUUCAGGAGAGAGCUGCAGCCCCCAUUCAAGCCUGCAGCAGGUAAACCAGAUGACACGUUCUGCUUUGACCCUGAGUUCACCGCUAAAACGCCGAAAGGUAAAUCAACACCUACACACACACUCUAAGACACACACACACACACACACACUUGCAAAAACACAAAUUCUUCUCUCAUGCUUUUGAUCUCAAAAACAACAGCCAAUCCUGCAGCCAUGGAAACUGCGACCGAGCGCUGACUACGAAAUAUCACCAAAUUUCAAUGGGUGCUUUAUACAUUCAGGUUUCUGUUUUAUUAAUGAUCUUUGUUUAUUUAGACUCUCCAGGUAUUCCUCCCAGUGCAAACGCCCACCAGCUCUUCAAAGGCUUCAGCUUCGUCGCUCCCACCCCUAUGGAUGAGAACAAGAGCUCCCCGCUGCUCAGCAUACUCCCUAUUGUGCAGGUAAACUCACAUCCUCCCUACUGCCUGUUUGCACUCAGCCCUGAUGUACACAGGUUAAUCAUUCUAUAUCAGCUUCUGGUCCAUCAUUUACUCUUUAACUUGUCUAUCACUAACACUCAGAGAACAUGUGCAUUCACCUCAGAGACUUAGCUUUUCCAACACAUUACCAAUGACUCGACCUUACAGCCUUCCUAAUGAGCAUUACACAGAUUUAACCUUGAGGCGGCUAUUGUCCUGAAGAAAGCUUGUUUACAUUGUUAAAGAAUUAGAGUUGCCAUCAACACACCUGUCAGCGUUGCUGAAUAGUCAUAACCACACAUGAGUCAACAGACUCACUAGAAAACAUUUUGUUUGGCUCUGCAAGCCUUCUGUUUAAUUUGACAACAUUCGCCUCCUAGUUAUGAAUUUACUACUGCACAAAAUCAAAAAUGAUUUAUGAAGUGUGACAAAAAUCUAUUAAUCGCUGAAGUAAAAUUAAAACUGGACUUUUAAAUACAUGUAAACAUAUGAGUCAAACUGAAACGCAGUUACAUUAAAGUUGGACUGACACACCUGAGUAAUACAACUGAGUAGCUCCUGAAUAUCUGUUUUGGUAUCGAGGACCCCCCACUCCCACUCCCACUCCCCGACUCAGAAACUGUCAGUUGAACCACACAUUUCCAUUAAGAGAUGUGAAAAUUGGCAACCACAACUACAAUGGCCUUACAACAAUGGCUGUGACAGUUUCACAGCUGAGUAUGUAAUAACUAGCUAGAGUUCCACUUUGUGUGGCUUAUGUGUGAACCUAACUGUUGAAACUAAUGCUGUGGGAGCACAUAUCACCAUCACAGCCUGGACUACUCACGUUGUUGUUUUGUAUGAACUGACAGUGCAUGCUGUGACAUUGUUGUGGACCAUGAGCCGUCUCUUCAAUCAUGAGUGCUUAGCCGGUACUGGAGCACAUCUAAAUUGAAUCAGUAAAUGUUGUUGAAAACUAUUCGAAAUCUUGAUCCUUUCAGAUGCACGGCGGCUCGGCCAAGUUCUCCGACCUGUACGAGCUGCAGGAGGACAUAGGGGUCGGCUCCUAUUCCAUUUGUAAACGCUGUGUACACCGAGUCUCUGCAAUGGACUAUGCUGUGAAGGUACUUCAAAAACCACUCUGCACAGUGUUCACUUUCUGUAACUGAGCUAUCAUGCAGGUACUCACACCUCUUUAGAGUCUUUACCCAGAGUUACACAUCAGAGUUAAAUGUUUGUUACCACUGAGCAUCCUUAUAUGGGGGUGGAAGGAUGAAGGAUUCCUUGAGGGGUGUUAGAGUAGCAAACGAAGGACGUGGGUGUACUUUUCAUUGAUAACUACAUCAGAGCUGACCUUUCACUUAGAAUUGUGCUUCUCUAUCAUCGCCUCUGCUAAGACACCUUUAAUGCUGAAUAUUUAUAAGUGCAUUCUGGCUGUGUCUUUAUUACAACCUUUAUAUAAAGUCAGUGCUCCACCUGUUCAGUACUCCUGUGUAUAUAUUUUUUUCUCACCCUGACUGUAUUUUAUUAAGCCAGUUUGACUCUGUGAGUGGGCAGCUUUAAAAAAAAAAAAGUGUUCUUACUAUAUAAAAGUGGAUGACUAAAUAUUAGGUGUCAGAAUAUUGGUCAUCAGUGUUUGAAAAGUGAGUAGGCAUGUUAACUGUACGCAGUGUUGCAAACAGACCAGCAGAGGGCAGCACAGCUUCACAACUGAAGCCAUGCUGCAGUAACUCUUAUGGACUAAAGUAGUAUAGGAAUUUUCCCAUUUAGGAUAUACAAGCUCAAACUGAAGGAGAUGUCAUAUUUCUGACUCUGCUAGUACACUCUUUGAUUCGAUCUGCUGAAACCUGUUUUUAUAUUUUUCAGAUUAUAGACAAAAUAAAGAGGGACCCCUCCGAAGAGAUUGAAAUCCUGAUGCGAUACGGACAGCACCCAAACAUCAUCACUUUGAAAGACGUCAGUAUCAUUCUGUGUAAGAGUUUCUUGAAGUCUUUUAGAGUUGAUUUUAGAGCUCCACACUAACAUGUGCUCUGUGUGUUUGUGUGCGUGUGUGCAGGUCUAUGAUGAGGGCAGGUAUGUAUAUCUGGUGACGGAGCUGAUGAAGGGAGGGGAGCUGCUGGACAAGAUCCUACGGCAGAAGUUUUUUUCAGAGAGAGAGGCCAGUGCUGUGCUCUACACCAUUACCAAGACUGUUGACUACCUCCACUGCCAAGGGGUGAGGACCCCCUUCUCUGUCUAUGAGCAUGAGGGGAAAAUUCAACUCUUUAUAAUGUUUUCUCCUCCAUCCCUGUUCCCUCCCUGCUCAGGUGGUACACCGAGACCUGAAGCCCAGUAACAUCCUCUAUAUGGAUGACUCUGGAAAUCCUGACUCCAUCAGGAUCUGUGACUUUGGAUUCGCAAAGCAGCUCCGGGGAGGCAAUGGCCUGCUCCUCACCCCCUGUUACACCGCCAACUUUGUGGCACCAGAGGUAAGAGGAGGAAACUUUGAAGGCAAAAAAAGGACAAUAGCUGGAGGGAAAUCUGCAGCAGACUGUGAGAACUCUGUCAGUGUGAGGCUCUAAUAGUCUGACUGUCAUUGAUUUUGUCAUUCCAGGUACUAAUGCGGCAAGGUUAUGAUGCAGCUUGUGAUAUAUGGAGUCUUGGAGUUUUACUGUAUACCAUGCUGGCAGGGUAAGGCCUCACCCAUGCACAACUGAGAACUUCAAUGUCUUGCAAAGAUAGAUGAUGUCUUAGUAUGAAUAUUGAGUGUGACUAAAGCUCAAUUUUAGAGCAGCAGAUUAAACUGUGAACUCAGAAGUCUUAAGAUCACACUCCACUUUUAUUCCCCACUUUGUCUUGGGCGACAGGUUAAUAUUUUUGUGAAAUGAAAUGUGUGAAGUACAAUCACGGCUUUUUGCCUACCUCUGUUCAGGUACACACCGUUUGCCAACGGGCCUAACGACACACCAGAAGAGAUUCUACUACGGAUAGGUUCUGGGAAGUUUUCUUUGACAGGAGGAAACUGGGAUACUGUAUCAGACAGCUCAAAGGUACACUGAUGGAAACUUUGCACUGUAUACUCACACCUCCAUCUCCAAUGUUUGAGACCCAUUGUGUGUUCAUGUAUUAUUGAAAUCCACUGACACCUGAAAGUGAGCAAAAAUUGAACCGUAGGAUUUAAGUUCAAAGUAAGAAAAAAACUUAUAAAUUGCUUUUUUUUUAAACAAGUUUUGAGACAUAUAUAUUUUUUUACAUAUGUAGGACCUGCUGUCCCAUAUGCUCCAUGUGGACCCUCACCAGCGAUACACAGCAGAACAGGUUCUAAAGCAUUCCUGGAUCACCUGCAGAGAUACUCUACCACACUUCCAGCUCACACGCCAUGACGCACCGCAUCUCGUCAAGGUGAGAAUGAAUCCCAGUGAAUACCGCAGACGCAGGAUCAUCUGAGCAGAAACAGUCCUCUUCAGAGACGUAGAAAUUAAAUGUGUAGAAAUAGUUUGUUAGACUCCCAGAAUAGAAGCUGCACAGAGCUGAAGUAGGAUAAUAUUUUAGUAUAGCUCAUGUUGGCCUUAUCAGAAAUGACACUCAAGUGUUUCUAAACAUGGUACCCAGCGUCUCUCUUUUCCUCUUUACUCUCCUACAUGAAGUCAUCCUCUUUGCAAGGCGUGCGCCUCUUGAAAUAUCAAAGGGGGCCCGAUCCUCUGUGAUUCACACACUUCUAAUCUCAUCUAUUACUAAUACCAGAUCCAACAGAGCAGAUGUGCCCACUCUCUAUCAUGUUGGGUACAGAUGCUUCUUCUAAAUGUGGCUCAUCUGGUAGUUUUUCAGCACCAGCAGUGUUUUUUCAUCUUUUUUUAUCUUGUACUGUGUGUACAGUUGGACCAGACGAACAUAAAGAGUAGCAUAAACUAAUAGACAGAUGUGCUCCACAGGUGAAGUUAUUGGGAUUUUCUCAGUGUGAUUUUAAGGUAGAGAAAAUCAGGGCAGCUUGCUCGUCUUUCUCUAUUCAGACCCCUCAUGUCUCCCAGUACAGUUCUCCUGUCCUCUCUUUGUUAUGGUUUGGCUUCUCCAAGUCGGUUGUUUUUCAGCCUCUCACAGACAGAGGCUGACCUCAUCCCUACAGAGCGUCUGAACCACCUUAGUGGACUUCUCUUAAUCUCAGUGAGCUGUGGCUGUAUAUAGAAGCACUCAGAAGUAAACUCUUCACCCAGUCCUGUAGAGAGGCCAGCCACCCUGCGCAGGGAUCCUCUUCUGUCUGUGAUGUUUUUCUUUUAGUUACAUCCCAAACCCUGUGAUCACGGGAACAAAGAUCAACAGUAAAUUUAGAGGUUUGCUUCACAGCUUAGCUCUCUCUUCAACACUUUAUCAACAGACAAUCUCAAAGUCUUUUUCUUGUUUAACAGAUGACCUUAAAAAAAACCAUCGCCGGUGCCAUCACUCCUCAGCGCACAUGUUCAGCAGACAAGGCAAACACACUUUUGGUUGAGAUGAAACGAUUGUCAGUCACGGGAAUAGAAAUAGGGAAUAUUUUAUUUAAAUUUUCACACAAAAAAAAGCACAAAUUUAAAAAGAUCUUGCCUGAGCUAGCAGUUUUUGUCACAUUUUUCACACAGUGAAGAUCCCGUCUGACUCCUGUUAUUUCUGUGGCCUGUGAGCACCAGGAGCACAAACAGGGUCUUGGUCAAGUCUGUAAAGCAGAUUUAACACAUGAGGUGUGACACAGCACAUUAUCUAGAGACAGGAUGACAAUGAAGGGAUGCACCUGCUCAGUAAACCCUCAGUUCUGACAUCCAGGUACAGCUCCGAUAACAGGUGUGCUGUAGGCUGGGAGAAGAAUAUCGUCUUUGUAAACACCCUGUAGCUUUACCGUCGAGUCAGAAAUCCAGUUGAGUAAAUCCAUACUGCUCUCGGUGCUACUUUAUUUGUGUAAGUGGUGAUCAUGCAUCGUUGCUCAGCUCUUUGCUCUGAAUACUUUUUGUGCUGACUGUUCAGCCUGUUAUUCCUCAUUUAUCGCACCAAAUACCCGUUAAAUGUGCUACUCCAAAAAAUUCCUGUUUGGAUUGAUUUUUAGGAAAUCUUGAAGAAAACAAAAAGUGGAAGAGACAACAGGAGAGGUUACCAAGGAAGGCGUUUUUUUUUUUUUAAUGCCUUUACUAAGCAAGGAUGGGACAGCGGAUAGAGCAGGAAACCAGGAGAGAGGGUGAGGGUGGGAAGUUACAUGCAGGAAAGGAGCCACAGGUUGGAAAUGAACCAGGACUACCUGCUUCAGAGCUAUUGUCUCCAAACUUUGACUCUGUGACCCAUCCACAAGGCCAAAGAAGUGCGCUCUAAAAAAAACUGUGAAUGAUGUAGAAUGUAUUGGUGUAAAUGAGAGUGAUAGCCCUGUAAUUUUAACAAUAUAUCCAUUGAUUCACUAAAGCACCGACCCUAAACUUGUGCAACUGGGACAAAAAGACGUCCUACACAUUAAGUAUGCACCUAAGGUCAAAUAUAUAUAUACACACUGCACCACAAAGCAAUUAACAUCUCUGUGUACCAGUGUUGUUUGCUUACAUUUACAUGAGCUAUAAGCAUUGAAGGGAAAUAUGCUCCUUAAACGCAGAUAAACCUCACUGCAGAGAACACCAAACUGUAAACUGGCAUAAAUGGCCUUGUGUUGUUGGGAAAUGUUUACCUCCUGCUGAGCAGUGGUUACUGCUCUGCAGUAUUUAGAGGCAUCAGCACACUUAAACCUGACACUGAUCAGAACAAUGAUCAAAACUCUUAAAAAAUCUGCACAUAAAGUUAGCUAAUUUAAACUCGAUGUUACGUGAUUAAUAAUCCAGUGUUAAAUCAGUUUGAAGCUUUACCCAUACAGUCUUCAUAAUCUCAUACUACAUCAUAUUAUCGGUUUGAUAAUGAGAGUGCACCACACAGCUCUGCACAGCAGGUAGUGGAGAUACUGAUGGUUCAUCUCCACAGUCAGAUGCAGGACUUGAGUGAAAUGUGCAGAGCUGCAGAACUUUGUGAGCACUGUUGCACUUGAAUAUCAUUAACCCAGAAUGCGCUGUGAAUUUGAUCUAGAUAGUCGGGGUAAAUGACUCUUCCAGUUGCAGAAAGGGAUCAGAUGACCGAAGAACAUGCUUCAGGGUUGAUUUAUUACCUCAGUGAACAUUACCUUUAUGAAUGUAUGGUCUCAUUUACUCAAUAUAUAUCGUCAUCCCAAUAUGAUCCAUUAGUUAGAUUUUCUUUGACAUAAAUUAUUACCUUAUUGAGAGGGGAAAAUGGUUAAACCUUCUUCUACUGCAACCAAAGAGCUUCAAAUUCCAAGUUUGUGCUGGAUGAACAGCUUCACACUCAGAUUAAAAUUAGAUAACAAACUGAUGGCUCUUUCCCACUGGUUUAGAUCACCUCUUUUAUACAGUUAGUGGUAACCAGGGUAUCGGGUUGAGGCCCAUGUGAUGUUUUAUAACUGAGCUAAUCAUUAUGGUACAAUGAGCUUCAUAUACAGUAUAUGAUUUGUUUUGUGGUGUGACAUUAGCUGACUGACUUUGUAGUCUGUUUGGCAGCUUAAGGGGCUCAGAAACAGCAGCAGAGAGGUAAUGAAAUCAGGACUCGGCUUUCAACUGAGUGUUUAUGUUGUUUUCCAGGGAGCCAUGGCUGCCACAUACUCAGCACUGAGCCAGAAGACGAGUCAACCUGUGUUGGAGCCUGUGGCAGCGUCCAGUCUAGCUCAGAGACGCAGCAUGAAGAAACUCACCUCAACAGACAUGUAGACAUAUACACACACACACACUCACACACACCGCCACCCUUCCAGUUUUAACCUCACUCUCAGUCGGACUCCAACACAAACACAGAUUCAGGCACACACAUCGACUUAAGUCCCGGCCAGUCAGACCUACUGUCUCCUUUUUUUAAUCUAUUUAUUUGACGUACCCAACAUAUGCACACGUACACACAUACAUGCACUCUCACACUGGAUGAGGCUGCAUUGUGAAGAAGUCAGCUGAAGAGGAAGAGGGGAAACUCACAUAUCGGUUACUGCUGGGGAGACAGACUUGUAUUUAUUUCCACAGCUUUCAUAUGCACUUGCCCUCCUCGCCUUUCAUUCUUUCUUCCUCGUGUGGGGAAGAAACGCACCAGCUGAUGUUCUCCUUCACUGUGAUUGGCUGAUUCAAAGCUGCUUCGGUAAACUGUGCCCCACUCCCCACUGCUCUUCAUCUGCGCCCUGCCAUCCUCCUCUUCCUCAGUUCUCUCUCCUUACCUUGUUUGCUUUUGCUCUCUUAACUUGUUUUCUUCAAAGUGAAGUGGUUUAUGUGUGAGAGUGCUGGCAGGAUGAUCAAGACUGAGGGGCUCUGCUGGACUGUUUCGUCUGUAACAGUGAAGAGAAAUGCUUCUGCUUGUGGCAGAUUAAGGAAGUCCCCGUGUGUCACAAUCAUCUGCCAGCACUUUUGGAAACAUAAAUGCAUGUUUGGACCGAGCCUGUUAUUUCUUUUCCUUCAAAUUUCACCAUCUGACUCAUGUUAUUCUGUGAUGCUAACAAUGUACGGAAAGAGGUUAAAUAAGCUGCCAAUGGACUUAAUAAAAGAGUUUGAAGGUGAAACUAUGUGGUAACAAUAACAGAAAUUCUAGUUUGCAAAAAAAAAAUAUAUGAAAAUAUAAAAUGAAGAUGAAAAAGAUGAAGAGCAUGUGGGGGAGCUGAAUGGAUUUCUCUGGGGGGGACGGGACGCACCCCGUCGAACCAGAGAGGCUGAAUUAAAAAAAAUUUCCAUGGAUAUCUCUUCAAAAAGACAUUGUGGAAAUUGUAUGAUAUUGUAUUUAUUUCAUUUGAUUUUUAAGAUUCUAUUUUUCUUUCAAGUUCUGUAUAUAUUGACAUUAAAGAUCAUUAUUGACAUGCA
This is a messenger RNA of Xyrichtys novacula (pearly razorfish), 15949 nucleotides long. The record is from the annotation of a GenBank genome assembly. NCBI's taxonomy places the organism in Eukaryota, Metazoa, Chordata, Actinopteri, Labriformes, Labridae.